UCGAUUUUCAAACAAACCACUCCACGUUCGGAACACAACCAAGACGCACGCACCUCGCGUUCGUCUUCUUUGCUUACCAGUGCUUGUUAAUCGCCAAACUGUGUGCCGUUAAGAUGUGUGAAAAAAGAACCAGAAAAAUAAAGAGAGGGGCGGAUCUGAACCGUCUGCGCGAGCAAAGGCGCAGCCACCGCCGUCGCCACAACCUGCCUCUAACACCCCCUGAUAGCGAUGACUCUAACCAAGGCGCCGACCCCGCACCACCGGUCGACCCCGCCACCCAAAACCAGGUCAUCUACGACCUAGCCUGGAAAACAGUCGCUCUCGUCCACAAGAACCGCCUCAUCCAACAAAGAAUCAUCGAACUCCAACAACAAACCUCCGAGUUCGUCACCAGCAUCAUGAAAAACCCAGAAAACAGACGCCGCUACGCCGAGUACGUCCGAGUGUACGGACUACCGCAGCGACUACUGCUGCAAGUCCGCACCAACAAGUCCGCACCGUAUGACGUCAAACUGAAGACAGAAAAAGAUCUGUAAAUUAUUUCCCUUUUUUCUCAUGUGAGUUUCGGUCACAUCUGUAUUUGUAAUAUCUAUGUUGUCUUUUUAUGAUUUGCGACAUUCCUUUAAGGUGCCUGGUUUGGAUUCAGUUGCGUUCCAUGGCGGCACUUUUUUUGAGAACUGUAUGUCCAUUGCUCAGUUUUGACUUAUCUCUGCCAGUAUUUCGGCUCGUAUGUUGUGCUAUUGUAAGUCCUAGUGAUAUGUCAGUUCCCAGUGUAAACGGGAACCAAAGUACAUAUGACAACAGUGACAAAGAUCUCGACUGUCUGACUGCUGAAUUACGAUCUUAAAGUUAAGUUUCUGUCAUCGCCUGUUCUUGAAAAAUACCUCAAUUUGACCGUAGAUUUCUUAUUAAUAUGGUUGUGCUGCUGUCUCAAAGACAGAGAAGACAGAGAAUUAACUUUGAGCGUUAACUGUUCGGGCAUUAGUUACGUAUGAAGUAUUUAUUGUUGUAAUCGCACCGUGUAAGCCUUUUAGAAUGUCCCGGAAUAAUGUCGUUUAUAAACACGGCCCUUGUAGGCGUAGAAAACAUUUGAUUAGGUAACCCUAUCCAGCAAUAAUUAAAUGCAGUGUCUUAAAUGAAAAAGUUGUGGCUAUUGUAGGGUUACGUGUUGUUUAUAAGUAAGCAUUAUGAGGUUGUAUUGUAAGAGGCUGCUUAGUUAAGUUACGUAUCUUCGUACCACAUAAUUGUUUGAUAUGAUUAAUGAAUGGUUAGCCGUGUAUUUGACGUAUAUUUGGUCAAUUUUUAAAUAAUAUUGUUAGUAUCCUUAUAUUAUUUAAAAUUGAAUUCAGUUACACUCUUUUAGGUAUCAUGGUUUGACAUUCAAAAACAUAGUAUUACAAUAUUUUUUAACUUAAAUAUUUUCAUUCACUGCCAUUAAGGUUAAAAUCAUGGUACGAAGACUUAUUCGAAAGGAUUAUAAUACUCUCUUAUUAUUAAAGUAAAAUAAGUAUCUUUAGUUAUAGUUUUUUUGUACGAAAGUUUUAAUUUGGUUCAAAGAUAGAAGACGCAUUAAAAGUAUGUUACGUUUAAAAACAUUAGAUUGACUUUAGACAAGUCGUGCCAUUUUACGAACUAAAAGUUCAAAAUUGUUAAAGAUAUGUUUCAAAACGUGAUUAGGAUGGUGACACAAUCAGUGGAAUUAUUUAAUAAUUUUCCAUUUGAAGAUUCUCCUCCCAGUUUUCGAAAAAUAUUUGAAAACAAAGUUUUAGUUUUUCACGCAUUGUCAAAUUUUCAACAAUUCACUCUCGCGAUCAUGUCUCGAAACUUUCAUAAUGUGUUUCAACUUUGAGAAUCGUUUUUGAAACGUAUAAAAUGACAGUGAUUUUAGAACUUUAUAUUAAUAAGUAAUUUUUAUUUCAUAAAGUAGGUAUGAAAUUGAGGAAAGUAUUUGAUUUCGUACUUUAGCAAAAAAGGAAUUAAAAAUGUUAACUGUUAUGAUUCGUGUUGAAUAAAUUAGAUUAACCUUUAGACCCGCCGAUGAAAAUUUUAGUAAUAAAACAAAUACUUUCUUGAAAAUCAUAGAUUCAGUCCGAUAUGAAAAUUGCAUUUAAUCUAAGUAACACGUAUUUGUGGAAUUAAGCACAGAUCUACCAAUCACUGUGUUCAUUUUUAACGUAUUGAGUAGUUGUGUUGUUUUAUAAAUCACAAAAUAAGUACUUUGCUUGUACGUAUGAGUAUCACUUUUGGUAUAAUCUCUACAUUUAAUUUGAAAGUUUCAAAUUUCAUAAACUUCAAUUUUGUAGGUAUGGGCAUGAAAGAAUAUAAUUUUUUUCUCUCCUCAAUACAACAUACUUUUUGCGCAGUGCUUGAGUAGGUACGUUACUUUGAGUUACGUACGACUUACGAGUAACAAAACUAUAUUUAUUCAAAAUAAUUAUUUGGAAAUGUAUGUCUGAUUGUUUCUGGGAGUGUGAUGAAUUGGCGAAAUAAUAAAUAUUAAUAAGUGUGAUCUUGUUAAGUAUUAAAUCUAAAAGACUUCGAUGUUGUUUCUAUGCACAAUGCUCCCGGUGUAUACUAAGCUUAUUGUACCAACGCUUUAUAACUAAGUUUUUUCUUGUGGUUUUUAGCUGUAAGACUUUUUGAAAAAUAAACUAGUCUGUCUUGAAUACUACCUA
This is a messenger RNA of Ostrinia furnacalis (Asian corn borer), 2675 nucleotides long. It is a transcript of the gene Cipc, whose product is annotated as Clock interacting protein circadian. NCBI's taxonomy places the organism in Eukaryota, Metazoa, Arthropoda, Insecta, Lepidoptera, Crambidae. The record is from RefSeq and is a predicted model, not a curated record. The transcript has 2 exons. Bases 114 to 536 code for a protein of 140 amino acids.